Messenger RNA from Ostrinia furnacalis (Asian corn borer), 3932 nucleotides. It is a transcript of the gene Su(z)12, whose product is annotated as Polycomb protein Su(z)12. The coding region runs from base 96 to 3299 and encodes 1067 amino acids. Gene Ontology annotation, cellular component: nucleus; RSC-type complex; ESC/E(Z) complex. Gene Ontology annotation, molecular function: chromatin DNA binding. The transcript is spliced from 14 exons. Lineage: Eukaryota; Metazoa; Arthropoda; Insecta; Lepidoptera; Crambidae. The record is from RefSeq and is a predicted model, not a curated record.
AAAAAUUGUCUAUAGUUUUUGACCUGACGCUGUCAUGUCAACGAACUGAUGAACUUGGCGGUUUCAACAACAAUUUCGUUAGAAAAGCCAUAGAAAUGCCUCCAAAGAAACGUGAUAAAGAUAGUGAAACAAACAAAAACUCCAAGAUCGACCACUUACAAGCUGACCAUGAGCUAUUUUUACAAGCAUUUGAAAAGCCUACACAAAUAUACAGAUUCCUGCGAACUCGUAACAUGUUGUCGCCUAUAUUUCUCAAUAGAACACUAUCUUACAUGAAACGUAGGAUGUCUAGGAGCAAUAGAAGCCGUGUGGGAUUUAAAGUUGACUCAUUAUUGGACAAAAUAACCUUAAAGAAGAGCACUGAACUCCAGCCAAACAGUUUAGGAGGUUACAUGACACUGACGUUUCUAGGUUUCUAUGACAAAAGCCUGGAUGACCCUAGAGACUACCAGGUCAAAGUGGAGACCUUAUUGUUGAAAAUUUGUCAUAAGAAAAGAAAAGAAAGUUCUUCUGCUAUUGUUGAAGUCUCGGUUGGCAGUUGUUCUGUGCCGCUGAACCCCUCAACAUCGGAGCCCCCAGCAAUGGCGUCAGCGGUGAGCAUCUCUAGCGACACCUUCAGCCCAUCACAGGGCCCCAACGUGAAGUCUUACAUGCUCAUGCUGCGGGUCACCGUGACGAGGGCCUCUGGAGGCGCCACCGCUAACGGUGCAUCUAGUUCUAGUGAAAUUACCAAUGGAGAUUGUGAUGAACCAGUCACAAAAAGGCUCAAAGCGUCCACUUCAACGGACCAUCACAACUCCACUGACAGCAAAUGGACCAAACUCUACGGCAGUGAGUUGAUUGUGUACGACAAACACAACCGCUGUCUGCUCACUAACGGCGAGUACGACCUGGUUCUGCAUGAUGCGACCCCUGGCGGCAGGAGCGCGACUAUCGCUAGAUCACCGCAUAAAGCGCUGAUGGCUCAGUGGGAGACUAUACCUAACGAAAAUGACCUUCACACAGAAACAAAUCCUUUUGACAUAUUCAAAGUGAGACCUCUCCUAAAACUAAAGCUUAGCUGGAGCCAGGAGCCAACUAACGGACUGGUGAACCGACCUAAGCUGUACCAACAGAACAGCGAAACUAACGGACACAAGAAAGAAGCUGGAAGUAGCAAAGACAGACAUUCAAUGCAGAAAUGUAGCACCAACGAUGUUAAAAAUGGUGAGAAGUCAAAGCCAGAGCCUGCAGACGGCGAGGCCAAGCGACAGCAGAUCAUCUACCAGUUCCUAUACAACAACAACUCGCGGCAGCAGACGGAAGCUUGCGACGAUCUACACUGCCCCUGGUGUUCAUUAGACUGUGGCACCUUAUACUCGCUGCUCAAACAUCUCAAGCUGUGCCACUCGAGAUUCAACUUUACGUACUUUCCAAUCCCCGGCGGCGCGCGCAUAGACGUAUCAAUCAACGAGCUCUACGACGGCUCCUACACCGGCUCGCCUCACGACCUGAUCGCGGGGGCGGGCCGGGGCUCGCGGCNCAUAGUUUUGAAGAUAUGGAGGUGUAUUGAAACAAUGACAUUGAGCUCUUCUUGCUUUAAUUGGCUUUCUGUUACUGGGUACUAUUUUGUGUUGAGUAAACCAGUCACAAAAAGGCUCAAAGCGUCCACUUCAACGGACCACCACAACUCCACUGACAGCAAAUGGACCAAACUCUACGGCAGUGAGUUGAUUGUGUACGACAAACACAACCGCUGUCUGCUCACUAACGGCGAGUACGACCUGGUUCUGCAUGACGCGACCCCUGGCGGCAGGAGUGCGACUAUCGCCAGAUCACCGCAUAAAGCGCUGAUGGCUCAGUGGGAGACUAUACCUAACGAAAAUGACCUUCACACAGAAACAAAUCCUUUUGACAUAUUCAAAGUGAGACCUCUCCUCAAACUAAAGCUUAGCUGGAGCCAGGAGCCGACUAACGGACUGGUGAACCGACCUAAGCUGUACCAACAGAACAGCGAAACUAACGGACACAAGAAAGAAGCUGGAAGUAGCAAAGACAGACAUUCAAUGCAGAAAUGUAGCACCAACGAUGUUAAAAAUGGUGAGAAGUCAAAACCAGAGCCUGCAGAUGGUGAAGCCAAACGUCAGCAGAUCAUCUACCAGUUCCUAUACAACAACAACUCGCGGCAACAGACGGAAGCUUGCGACGACCUACACUGCCCUUGGUGUUCUCUAGACUGUGGCACGCUAUAUUCGCUGCUCAAGCACCUCAAGCUGUGCCACUCGAGAUUCAACUUUACGUACUUUCCAAUCCCCGGCGGCGCGCGCAUAGACGUAUCAAUCAACGAGCUCUACGACGGCUCCUACACCGGCUCGCCUCACGACCUGAUCGCGGGGGCGGGCCGGGGCUCACGGCCCGCGCCGGGGGCCGGGGGGCCAGCGGGCCCGGGGGCCGGGGGGCCACGCGCGGGGCCCACGCGCCGCACGUCACUAACGCACGUGCUAGUGUGCCGGCCCCGACCGCGCCGCCGGCCGCAUAGACACAGCCUGGCGGAGUUCUUGGAGCUGGACGAUAGUGAGGUGGUGGAGGCGCAACGGCCGUAUCUGACGGGACAUAACAGACUGUACCAUCACACAAUCACCUGCCUCCCAGUCUACCCCAAUGAACUGGACAUAGACUCGGAGAGCGAGACCGACCCGCUUUGGCUACAGCAGAAGACCAUGAUGAUGAUCGACGAGUUCACCGACGUCAACGAAGGAGAGAAAGAACUGAUGAAGAUGUGGAACCUCCACGUCAUGAAAUACAAUUACGUAGGCGACUGCCAGAUACCGUUAGCCUGCCAAAUGUUCCUCCAAAUGAAAGGGAAGGAACUACUAGAGAAGAAUCUGUACAGAAACUUCGUGCUCCACAUGUGUUCCUUGCACGACUUCGGGUUACUAAGCCCAGUAGCGCUGUACCAAACGGUGCAAAUGCUGAACCAAAUGUUGGCGGAUAAUGCAGAAGCCAAAGAGAAGAUGAGAGACUCGCUUAAAGCGCAGCGUGAGCAUUGGAACGCGGUGGGUAAGUACCAACAGCCCGCCAUUAUAGAGCAGAAGCCGCAAGCCACCACGGCCAAGCUUAAUAACGUAGAGGCGUCACCAUCGGUCCGACGGAAAACCUCUAACCUACAAAACGCUAACAGAAUGGCCAGCGCUGCCAAUAACUUCAAUAAGUCAGCCAGUCCUGGACCGAGUCACGUAGACACCAAACGUAAAAUGUCCUCCGGCAGCAUCCAAAGUCGCAAACGCUCCUCCAUAUCGGAACGAAAGAGCUCCGUAUAGCAUCUGUUUUGUGUCAAACGCCACAGACUGACCUCGACCGAGGCUCCCAAGUACAACAAAAAAGUAUUUUAAUUGAUUUUUAGAAAUUCCCGAUGUCACUUUGCCACCAAUUGCCACGACGCGAACUUUAUUGACCACAUCGUUUUUAAUUACCUUAUUUUAAUCUGUUUAAGUUAUUUGUUGGCAAAAUGUAGAAAGUUAUUGUAGUGCUAUGUGCUAGAUGUCUUUCAAUGUCCUAUUAGAACAAAAUUUGUUGAUUUAAAUGAUUAUUAAUUGUCGUGUUUGUUAAGAUUUGGUAUCAUAUCAAUUGACUACUUUUAAUUAAAUGAAUUUCGUAGCGAAUUGUCGCAAAUACAAUUGUAUCCAAAACGCUAAAAUUUUAAUUUUAAGUAAACAAAGUCCAUGUAAUGGAUACCAGUAGGUAAGUUGAUAAAUUAUGGCUUAUAUUAACAUAAAAUAGUUUUUCCUGAUCUUAGAUCUCUUGGUUCACUUGCACGAGUUUCUUUAAUCUAUAGUUACGUAAACUCUGGGGUAGAUAUAUCCUUCUAUAGCUGUCAGUUAGUUUUAUGUUGAUAGAAACAGAAUGAUGUUAUAUUCCAGGGGUAGAUGUCUCGCAAUCCUGCAAACAUACAA